This is a messenger RNA of Benincasa hispida (wax gourd), 2580 nucleotides long. Its product is annotated as exocyst complex component EXO70B1-like. Gene Ontology annotation, biological process: exocytosis. The record is from RefSeq and is a predicted model, not a curated record. Gene Ontology annotation, molecular function: phosphatidylinositol-4,5-bisphosphate binding. Gene Ontology annotation, cellular component: exocyst. Lineage: Eukaryota; Viridiplantae; Streptophyta; Magnoliopsida; Cucurbitales; Cucurbitaceae.
AAAGGAAAGAAACUGGAAAGGAAGAUGCUUUGUCUCACUCCACAAUUUUAGUAUUUAUCACUCCCAAACAAACCUUCUUUUCCCAGUUUCCAACCCGCCAAAAACACUCUCAUUUCUCCAUUUCCGCCAUUAAACCCGACCUCUAUCUUCUUCCCUUCAUUCAAUUCCAACCCACUUUUUGGGGGAUUUUCAGUUCUGUUCCAGAUCCCUCUGAAUUUGUUUUCAUCUUCUUCCCCAAAACGUGAGAGACGUAGGGCCAAAUUUUGGCGAUGGAUGUGUCUUCUACUUUUCCCAUACCGGAGCUGCCAGCCUCCGUAGCUUUUUGCCACUAAAACGGUGAACCCACAACCUCCAUGGCUACCACAAACACCAAUGUUGUCGGCGGCGACGACGAUCACGUCUUGGCCACCGCUCAACAGAUCGUCAAGAGCCUCAAUACCCCUAAAGAGGUUCGUGAGGAUAUGCUCCUGAUUCUCUCCAGUUUUGAUAAUCGUCUUUCCAGUAUUGGUAGUAUGAUCAACCGUGACGACUCUAAGACCAAGAACGAUAGGUUGGACGCCGCUGAGAAGGUGAUUCUCCGAUGGGACCCUAAUUUCGAUGUGUCUAGACGGUCGGUUAAUUGGGAGGAUUGGCAGGACGAGGCGGCUGAAUAUUUAUCAGCGGUGGAUGAUAUACUCCAGUUAGUGGAUGAGCUUUCGAUUGGGUCCGAAUCAACCGACAUUGUAGAUCGAGCGGAAAACGCGAUCCAAAUGGCUAUGUGUCGGCUUGAGAGCGAAUUUCGCCAUAUCCUGAUCCAGAGUACAGUCCCUCUCGACGCCGAGCGGCUUUAUGGCUCGAUCCGAAGAGUUCACCUCUCAUUUGCUUCCCAUUACAGUGAAAUUGACGACGAAUUCGAGAGUUUCAGUGAGGAAAGUCGCAGUUCUGGGCGAUUCCAUGAGCGAGGUGCGACAAUUGGAGAAGAUUCUUGGGUCGAUUUGAUCCAUCCCGAUGCGGCUGUUGAUCUUUCGGAGAUUGCGGACCGUAUGAUUCGCUCUGGAUAUGAAAAGGAGUGUGUUCAAGUCUACAGCACCGUUCGUCGUGAUGCUUUGGAUGAGUGUUUGAUGAUUCUUGGCGUCGAACGGCUCAGCAUUGAGGAGGUUCAGAAAAGUGACUGGAAAUUCUUGGACGAGAAGAUGAAGAAAUGGAUUCAGGCCGUCAAAAUUACAGUCCGGUUGAUUUUGGAAGGUGAGAAGAGGCUUUGUGAUCAGAUUUUCAAUGGCGCCAGUGAAUCAAAGGAGAUCUGUUUUAAUGAAACAGCAAAAGGGUGUGUAAUGCAGCUGUUGAAUUUUGGUGAGGCAGUGGCUAUUGGAAAGAGGUCACCGGAGAAGCUGUUCCGAAUCUUGGAUAUGUACGAUGCUUUGGCCAGUGUUUUGCCCGACUUGGAAGCCAUGGUUUCUGAUGAGUUUCUGAUCCAUGAAGCACAUGGAGUUUUGUCUGGACUGGGAGAAGCAGCCACAGGGACAUUUGUCGAGUUUGAGAAUGCCAUUGAAAACGAAAAUUCGAAGAAAGCAAUGCAAAAUGCUGAGAUUCACCCACUUAUUCGAUAUGUAAUGAAUUAUGUUAGAUUGCUGGUUGAUUACAGUAAGACAAUUAACUCUCUUUUAGAAGAUGACGAAGUACAAGACAUGCCAAAUGAGAGGCAUAACGACGAUAAUUUGCAGUUGGAAAGUACGUCGCCUUUAGCUCGUAGAUUAUUAAUGUUGUUAUCAUCUUUGGAGUCCAAUCUUAUGGAAAAGUCCAAGCUGUACGAGGAUAUUGCUAUGCAGUACAUAUUUCUAAUGAACAAUAUAUUGUACAUAGUGAAAAAAGUGAAAGAUUCUGAGCUUGCCCAGCUACUUGGCGAUAACUGGCUUCGCAGGCAUAGCGGCCAAAUUCGCCAAUAUGAAACGAGUUACCUAAGAGCUUCUUGGAGCAAAGUUUUGUCUUGCUUAAAGGAUGAAGGUAUUAGUGGGAGCACAAGCAAUGCCUCCAAGGUAGCUUUGAAGGAAAAGUUCAAGAAUUUCAAUGCAGGUUUUGAGGAAAUCUGCAGGGUUCAAACAGCUUGGAAGGUAUCAGAUGCUCAACUGCGUGAUGAGCUGAUAAUAUCUGUUUCGGAGAAAGUGAUUCCAGCAUAUCGCUCCUUCUUAGGAAGGUUUAGAAAUCAAUUAGAGAGCGGAAGGCAUUCCGGGAAGUACAUAAAGUACACGUCGGAUGAUUUAGAGAACUCUCUAUCAAAUUUGUUUGAAGGAUCACCUGCUAUAUCACAUCACUUGCGAAGAAAUGGUACUUGAACUGAAAGAAAUCCAAACCUGAAACUGUUUGAAGAGUUCCUUCCUUAUCGCUUGUGGCGGGCCUCUGAUUUUCACCCAACAACUAUCAAAAUUCCCCACUCCCAUUAAGUUUGAGGAACAAGUGAGUGCAUUCAGUUACACACAGCUAGCUAGCUAACAAGGCAAUUCAGUUGGUCAGAUGAAGCAUCAACAGCUCAAUUAUUAUUCAAUGACAGCUUUUCUAGUCCCAUCAUUUGAUUUUGGAAGGCCAAUUACCUAGAGAUUCUUUCAA